AUGGGUUUUGAUGAUUCAUGCAACACAGGUCUUGUUCUUGGUUUAGGUCUCUCAUCAACUCCUAAUAACUACAAUAAUGCCAUCAAACGAUCCUCCGGUUCCAAGCUCGAGCCGUCGUUGACUCUAAGUCUCUCCGGCGAUCCCUCCGUGACGAUCGUGGCCGGAGCUGAUCAACUCUGCCGUCAGGCGUCGUCUCAAAGCGGAGUCUCUUCUUUUUCAAGCGGAAGGAUGGUGGUGAAGAGAGAGAGAGACGGCGGAGAAGAGUCACCGGAGGAGGAGGAGACGACGGAGAGAGUUACAAGUGAUUUCCAUGAAGAUGAAGAAGGCGUUAGUGCUAGAAAAAAACUUAGACUUACCAAAGAACAAUCUGCUCUUCUUGAGGAAAGCUUCAAGCACCAUAGCACUCUUAAUCCCAAGCAAAAGCAAGUUCUUGCUAGACAGCUGAAUCUAAGGCCUAGACAAGUUGAAGUAUGGUUUCAGAAUAGAAGAGCCAGGACAAAGCUGAAGCAAACAGAAGUAGAUUGUGAGAUUUUGAAGAAGUGUUGUGAAACGUUGACAGAUGAGAACAGAAGACUUCAGAAUGAGAUUCAAGAACUCAAAACCCUAAAAUUGACUCAUCAGCCAUUUUACAUGCACAUGCCUGCAUCGACUCUAACGAUGUGUCCCUCAUGUGAGAGAAUCGGCGGCGGUGGCGGUAACGGAGAAGGAGAUGCCGGAGGAGGUGGCGUGGCUACCACGGUAGUCGUCGACCAAGGUACGGCCAAGGGAGCUUUCUCCAUGUCCUCAAAGCCUCACUUCUUCAACCCUUUUACCAAUUCCUCCGCAGCUUGUUGA
Messenger RNA from Arabis nemorensis, 834 nucleotides. The record is from the annotation of a GenBank genome assembly. Lineage: Eukaryota; Viridiplantae; Streptophyta; Magnoliopsida; Brassicales; Brassicaceae.